CACCAUCCCAUCCUCGCAUUCAAGUUCUAUCAUUCACUCACGUCCUCACGAAGCCACUCAACCUUCUCGCCAGCUCACCUUCCUUGUCCUGGUCCUCAUGCGGCCACCGGCCCACCACUCUCCCCAGCAAGUCAUAUGGGGGGUCCAGCACAUCGGUGAUAUCCACUUCAUAGAAGUCCCCCAGACGGCUGACGCUCUCCAGCCCCUCGUUGAGGUACACCAUGCCGUCGAUGUCGGGACACUGCCCAUCGUGCCGCCCCUGCAGCACAGAGAAGUCGCUCUCGGGCACGAAGCCCUCCACCAACACCUGCAUUGCAUUCCGUGCAGACAGACACAAACAGGCAGGGGCGUGUGCGUGCGUGCGUGUCUUGGUAUUGAUGGGGUGGUGGCUUGACUGACUGACCUUGAGGCGCUUGCCGACCCACUUGCGUCGUUGGUAGUCUGCGAGCACCGACUGCUGUAUGCUCGCCAGUGUCUCCUCCCUCCGCCGCUUGGUCGCCUCCUCGACCUGCCCCUCCAUGUCAUAGGCAGCGGAGCCCUCCUCGCGAGAAAACCUGUUGUGCCGACAGACAGAGAGAGAGAGGUGUGCAUCAGUCUGUGUCGGUGUCUCUGUCUGUGAGGCUGGUGGGUGGUGUGUCACCUGAAGAUGCCAACGUUGUCAAGCGGGUGCCUCUUGAUGAACUCCGCGAGCUCAUCGAAGUCAUCCUCCGUCUCUCUAGGAAACCCCACCUGCACAGACACGCAUACAGCACCGACGCACCCAUCUCAACCAGUCAAUGAAAGAAUCCAUCCUCUCUCCCGCCCCACCUCUCCCUUCAUCUCAUCUCACCAUCAGGCUGGUCCGCACAGACACAUCGGGCACCUUGGCCCGCAGCUUCGUGAGCAGGCCCUCAAUCUCACCCUUGGACGUCCUACGCCGCAUACGGCGCAGCACAGCGUCGCUGACGUGCUGCAGAGGCAUGUCGAGGUAGCGGCACAGUCGCCUGUCGGAUGCCAUGAGCUCGAUGAGCUCGUCGUCUAUCUCGUCGGGAUAGACAUACAGGAGUCGCAGCCAGUAGUCGCCCGGCUCGGCGAGGAGAGUCCGCAGAAGGGGCACCAGGCCGCCCUUCUGCUGACGGCUGCUGCUGGUGCCGUUAGCCAGGGCUGCCUGGUGGGAGAGGGGGAACUCCUGUGAGAGGUUGAGGUCCUUGCCCCAGUCACCUGGACAGAGAGACACACACGCUCUCUCUCUCAUGCCAAACUGAGUGUCCACACGCGCAUCUUGCAUAAAUACCGAGGUCUUGCGCAAUCAGAAUGAUCUCUUUGACGCCAUUCCGCCUCAACAGCCGGAACUCCUUGACAAUCUGCUGCACGGACUUGCUCUGCAGGUCGCCCUUGAUGGCCGGGAUGAUGCAGAACGCACACCGCUUCUUGCAGCCCUCGGCGAUCUUCAGGUAGGCGAAGUGCUUCGGCGUCGUCUGCUGGCCUGCACAGAGACAAUGACAAGGGGUGUAUGUUUGAUGUCUGUGCACCAAGGGUGGGAAGGACAGGGCGGCUUACGCGGGAUGUCGCCGGCCUGGAUGAAUGACUUUGCAGUGAGUGCUUCGCCAGGGGUGGUGGAGCGGACGGCGGUGAGGAUGUCCUCCACAUUGCCGGCGCCGAGCAUGUAGUCGAUGUGCGGGGUCUCUUGGACGAUCCUGUCCUUGUGCUCGUUGACCAUGCAGCCCGUCACGAUCACCUUGGCGCCAUCCUUCUUGGCCUCCACCGCCUUGCCUAUCUCAUCGAGGCUUUCACGGCGAGCGGCCUCGAGGAAACCACACGUGUUGACGACGAUGUGAUCGGCCUCUGAGGCAGUCAUAACGUAAAGGGCGUGUGUGGGUACGUGUGCUGUGGUGUGGUGUGCUCGGAUGCGUUUGUUUGCGUCCCUUUUGUCACCUUGCAUGUUGUCUGUGACUUCGUAGCCGUUUUUUAAGAGGAUACCUUAGGCAACACAACACAACACACGACCUAGCACCCACAAUCACAGCCAUCCACCCAUCCUACCCAGCAUCAACUCAGAGUCAACCAGGUUCCGCGGGCAGCCCUGACCGCAGACACACACGUGAACAGAACACCGGAUGAUUGUCCCAUCUUCUGUCGCACCAAUGAGACGAAGUGGAGUCUGUUGCCGUGCUCAGGCACCACGAGCACGCCAUCAUCCCGUUGCUUCAUUGUCAGGCCACUGCGUUGCACCCUGAACCUCCGCUGUAGCCACGGCCUCGGAGGGACGCUGGUGUGACGGAAGGCAUUCAGGGGCCUUGCAAGCUCCGCAAACAUAACAAUAAGCAGAACAAUAAGAGAGAGCGUCCCGCCAGUCAUCCGCAGGCACCGGCCCGUCAGAUCCGCACCCCUCCUGAACGCCCGAACCACCGACCUGCACACAUACUCGCAUUGCAUUGCACUGGAUGUCAUCACAGACAGCUCUUUUCUUCACCUGACCCAUCUGACCUGUGUUGACUCCUCUGCUGCAUCUGCUGCAUCUGCUGCAUCUGCCGCAUGUUCAUGAUAACGUCACGAUGGCCUGCAUCCCCUCCUGAGGCUCAUGAGCGGCAGAUCUUGACCACUCGCCACGAUGAACACAAAAGAUCUCGCCAGCCUCCAGCCAUCCAACG
Molecule: messenger RNA, 2630 nt
Organism: Vitrella brassicaformis
Lineage: Eukaryota; Vitrellaceae
Source: the annotation of a GenBank genome assembly